Effrenium voratum is the source of this 2262-nucleotide messenger RNA. The record is from the annotation of a GenBank genome assembly. NCBI's taxonomy places the organism in Eukaryota, Dinophyceae, Suessiales, Symbiodiniaceae.
UCAAGAUCGAGAGAACGCAAAUCUGGAUGGCACCAGCCUGCACAUGCGCAGAUACGAAAGAACUGAGCACAAUGUUUAUCCUGUCAUGUGCCGCCUUCAUGAACCAUAAGAGUGAACCAAAGAUGUGCAUGCGACACAUGAAGGCUCAUUGUCCCCGCCCAGUCGUUCCACAACAAGUUUGUUCACGAUACGCGAUGUUGCGAGAACGCCAUCGGCGCGGCACAUUGGCGUGUGCACUUUGUGCGAGUAUUCUUGGGUGGUGCUUUGUGGCACCACGGACAGAAACCCGCCCAAUGCCGCGUUGUCCUGUCCGUGCUGCGGCUGGUGAAACAAAAAGUGGCAGCAAUUUCUGGGGAGCUGCUCAGAAAGCGGCUGGCAACAACAAGACAGAUGUUGAGGCCUACAUCGCAGAAACAAAGACGCGUGCUGGUCAGCACAUGAAUUCAAGCCAAGUGGUUGAUAGAGAUGAAGCCGUGAAGGCCCUGGUCCAGUCGAUGGAAAGCACAGGAUUGCUCACACUGGUGUUGGGGGGCAAAAAUCUGGGAAAAACGUUCCUCAAACAGGCCGCACUACGAGCAUGCAGCUCCAACGUAGUGGUGGUCUCAGCAGAUAUGCGAGACAUGCCAGGUACGAGUCUGUUGAAUGCCAUUCUCUUGACUGCCAACAAGACAUUGAAGGAGAGAACUGGUGACAACGAUGUCGGUCAAUACGUUUCAUCUUGGUUGGGCAUCAUAUCCGCUGCUGUGCUCACAAUUGAGGGUCUUGGCCCGGCAGCGAGUCCGGUGGGCGCCUUCAUCAAAGACAUGGCUGGCAUUGCAACCAGCAGGAGAAAAGUUCGGUCGGCAAUCGAUGCUUUUCUGAGUAGGGUGAGAGCUUCUUCGAAGAGAAGCGCCAUCGUUGUGGAUGAGGCCAACCUGGGUCUGCCCGGGUUGACAAACGGACAGGAUGGAGGAGAGAGGGGCGAAGCCAAGUCUGCCUUGGCAGCCAUCACAGCUUGGACAAAACAAGGCAAGCUGACAAGCGUACUGCUUAUUUCCUCAGAAUUUGCCUACCCUUUCCGCCUGCAGGCAACAGGAUUGGACCUCAGGGACAUUGGCAGGGUGAUUGUGAUUGGCGAGGUGCCAAAGUACGACAUGCUGAAGAUGCUGCAACAUGACUGGGGCAUGGAUGAAAACUUGGCAAAUAUAUUUUACACCUAUUUUGGCGGUGACAUCUACACCACCAAGCAGGCUUUGGAUAGCCUCGUAGAGAAGAAGGAUAACUUCAACCCAUUUGCAGUUGUGGACUGCCCUGGCUUACCAUCCUGUGUGGAAGAUCCGGAGGCGAGGGCGCACCUCGAGAACAUAGCGAAACAAGGCUUUUCGCCCGUGCGAAAUGUCAAGACAGACAAGGGUGCGAGGAUGAUAGCGGAGGAGAAUGUCGGGGGUAUAAUUAAGGAGGAUGCCAUCACCUUCGAUUUGCCCGACAUCUUCACAAACACGUCCUGUGAGUGGGCAGUCAUUCCGUCUUCCUACCACAUGCGCCUCAAGAUUGCCGACAAGCUCAAGAGCAUCUUUCCAUCAGGCAGUGCCGCCCCGCAACGACCCCCAGCAGUGUGGGUCUGUCAGCUGGGAAGCCCUGGCAGUGGCGGCUUCCAGCCCACUGGCAAUGCUUUUCCAAUCGACCCAGUGCCGCAAAACAUAGCAUAUUUGAAGAAGGCCAUCAAGCAGGAGAAGCCAAACCGAGUCAUAUGCGAUGCUGAUGAAAUUGACAUAUACAGCCAGAAGGACGGCCGCUGGGUCAAGGAAACAAUGAUGUCAUCAAGUCUGCGCAACACAGAUGAGGCAGACUGCUACGGAUUCAUGUUGCCAGCUGGAGCUGCUGGAGCCACAUAGUUUGAGGCAAUGCUGGCCCACAACGUUUCACCUCUUACAGGAACAAAAAAGUGCAGUCGCAGGCACAGUUGUUUCGUUGCAGUGCGGCUUGCUGUGAAGCUCUUGGUUGGCGGCAAAUUUCCACAAAUCGGUGACAUAGUUUGUCACGUUACCAGCUGGAAUUGCUGGAGUCGCAUAGUUUGAGGCACCUCAGCGGCGCAGCGGUGUUCUACACUUGUGAACUUGCAUCGUUGACAGGCUACUGCUGGCUGUGGUCACUUGCAGUUUUGCUUUCUCUGUAGUGCCGUCCAACUUGAGUAGUUUUCCACUGGAAUGCAGUGCGACAUCUCAAGUUGUCCUAAGCAGAUGGCGCAGUGAACCUUUUUUCCCCACCCGGCUGGCAGCAGAG